This is a messenger RNA of Amaranthus tricolor (Joseph's coat), 2266 nucleotides long. RefSeq names its product CLP protease regulatory subunit CLPX1, mitochondrial-like. Gene Ontology annotation, molecular function: ATP binding; ATP-dependent protein folding chaperone; ATP hydrolysis activity. Gene Ontology annotation, cellular component: mitochondrial matrix. Bases 330 to 2033 code for a protein of 567 amino acids. Gene Ontology annotation, biological process: protein folding; proteolysis; protein catabolic process. The record is from RefSeq and is a predicted model, not a curated record. The transcript is spliced from 14 exons. NCBI's taxonomy places the organism in Eukaryota, Viridiplantae, Streptophyta, Magnoliopsida, Caryophyllales, Amaranthaceae.
AAAGGUGGUGGUUUGUUCUAUGUCUUUAUCUUCUUCUUUGUGUCAUUCUGUUUGUUUAUAAAUAUCUACCUUUCUACAUCUCCAAUUCUCCAUCAUUCUUCUUCCACAAUUUUUCGGUUUUUGAUAUUUCCCAGAAAAAUAAGGAAACUGAUAAUAAUAAUUAAUAAUAUCUUCAUUAAUUUUUUGCAAAAUCUAAGACCAACCCAUUUUAAUUCCCCUUCAAAUCUAUAAAACCCAUGUCUUAGAACCUUUAAUUUUUCAUCUGUUCGUUUAUUGGUGCUCCCACUUCCUUUUUUUUUUUGUUGAAUUUUCUCUAUUCAAAAACCGCCAUGGCUGCAGCAGCUUUAAGAUCGAAAUCAAGCAAAGAAACAGCUAUGUUAACAGCUAACCAAUUUAGAUACUUUGUGAUGAAUCAGAUGCAUAUGGGUACAACAAUGACAAGUUCUUACAAUACAUAUAAAACUAGACAAGAAGAUUACUUUACUAAUACCCCUUAUCAUUUUAUGGCUUUUAAGCCUCUUUCACUUCGUGGGGAAUUCAUUGACAAUCAUAAAGUCAAUAACUUUAUGGGUUUGAGUCAUAAUAAGAGGAAUUCUAAUGCUUUGAAUUGUUCAAAGGACCCGCCAGAGGUGUGGCAGCCUCCUAUUGAUGGUGUUGUGGUUCGGGCCCGAGGUGGUGAGGGUGGAGGUGGUGAAAAUGGUGGUGGUUCAAAUGACGGUGCGGGCAGGGGUGGUGGGUUUGGAUUCAAUUCAAAGGAUGGUUAUUGGGGUGGAUCAAAUUUGGGUAAUAGCUUCCCUACUCCUAAGGAGAUUUGUAAAGGACUUAAUAAGUUUGUAAUUGGGCAGGAGAAAGCUAAGAAGGUGCUCUCUGUUGCUGUUUACAACCAUUAUAAGAGAAUUUAUUAUGAGUCCUUACAGAGGCAAUCGGGGGAGUCAUCAAAUAUAGAACAAGACCCCGCUGAUGAAGUUGUGGAACUUGAAAAAAGCAACAUACUUGUUACGGGGCCCACAGGAUCAGGGAAGACUUUACUUGCAAAAACUUUGGCGAGGCUGGUGAAUGUACCUUUUGUAAUUGCAGAUGCUACCACAUUGACUCAAGCAGGAUAUGUUGGAGAAGACGCGGAGUCAAUUUUAUACAAGCUUCUCAUGGUGGCCAAUUAUAAUGUGGAAGCUGCACAACAAGGCAUUGUGUAUAUUGAUGAAGUUGAUAAAAUCACCAAAAAGGCGGAGAGCGUGAAUAUUAGUAGAGAUGUAUCAGGAGAGGGUGUCCAACAAGCAUUAUUGAAAAUGUUGGAAGGAACGAUUGUAAAUGUUCCUGAAAAAGGAGCACGGAAACACCCUAGGGGUGACAAUAUUCAGAUUAACACGAAAGAUAUUCUUUUCAUCUGUGGGGGUGCUUUUAUUGACCUGGAAAAAACUAUUUCAGAGAGGCGGCACGAUUCUUCUAUUGGUUUCGGUGCUCCUGUACGCGCAAACAUGAGAACGAGUGGGCCCACUAGUGCAUCUAUAGCUUCAUCGUUGUUGGAUAAUGUAGAAAGUACUGAUCUUAUAUCCUACGGUUUGAUUCCAGAAUUUGUCGGAAGAUUCCCAAUCCUUGUUAAUUUGUCAGCCCUAACCGAAGAUCAAUUCGUCGAGGUUCUGACGGAGCCAAAGAAUGCACUAGGGAAGCAGUACAAAAAGAUGUUUCAAAUGAACGAGGUGACAUUACACUUCACGGACGAAGCAUUGAGAUUGAUUGCUAAAAGGGCGAUAAAUAAGAAUACAGGAGCUCGGGGAUUGAGGGCCAUACUGGAGAAUAUCCUUAUGGAUGCCAUGUACGAGAUUCCUGAUACAAGAACGGGGGACGAUAUCAUCGAUGCUGUCAUUGUCGAUGAAGAAGCAGUGGGGUUAGAAGGAAAAGGCCGUGGAGGUAGAAUCCUUUACGGAAAAGGAGCCCUAGACCGCUUUCUUUCACAACAAAAACCGAAAGAGUUUGAAGGCUCCGAAGAAGUCGAGGCAGAAACCGAGCUGCCUUCUGUUGUUGCGAGUAUGUAAAUUUGAAGGAUCUAGGGAUCCCGUUUGUAGUUUCGUCGUUGUACAGCAUCCAUAAAACUAAAAUAUAAGACUAAUCCAUUUUAGAAGAUAGAUGGAUGGAUGAAGGGGUAAAGGGGAUUACAAAAUUUGAUGUAUCAUAUGUAUAGAUUUGUAUCAUUUUAACUUCAUAAAAUUUGAUGUAUCAUAUGUAUCAUAUGAUUACUCCAAUGUCAAAACGGAAUACUUUUUGGUUU